AUGCAGCUUUCCAUCCUCGUCCUCUCAGCCGUCGGAGGCAUUGUUAACGCCCUGCCCACUACCCUCUCACCCAUCGAGCUCCGCAGCGACGGCCGCGCCGCAACGCUCUUCAAGCACCCGGAUCUGGCCACCAUCAACGCCGACUCCACCUUUGUUCCCGCAAAUGCCUACUGUACCGAUAUCUCCAAUAUCUUCGGCGGAUUUGACGGCAACAUCAGGAGCUUGAGCGUCGAGGAGGGGUUCAAGUGUGAUUUCUAUAAGGAGGCUGGAUGCGGUGUCAAUGACUUCACAAGCGGUGGUGCGGUGUUAGAGGUAGGGUUCAAAAACAAGAAGGAUGAGCGUAAGCAGUUGGGGAGCUGGGAGACGAAGAUUGCGAGUGUGAUUUGCCAGCGUCUUUAG
This is a messenger RNA of Ascochyta rabiei, 399 nucleotides long. RefSeq lists its product as uncharacterized. NCBI's taxonomy places the organism in Eukaryota, Fungi, Ascomycota, Dothideomycetes, Pleosporales, Didymellaceae. The transcript has 2 exons. Bases 1 to 399 code for a protein of 132 amino acids. The record is from RefSeq and is a predicted model, not a curated record.